Paramecium octaurelia is the source of this 1058-nucleotide messenger RNA. The record is from the annotation of a GenBank genome assembly. Lineage: Eukaryota; Ciliophora; Oligohymenophorea; Peniculida; Parameciidae.
AUUUCAGAAAGAGAAUGAACCUCGAUGACAUUUACAAUUGGUAUGAGCUUUAUCCAUUACACAUUAGGAUACUUUCACAUCCUUAAAACUAUCCAGGAAAACAACAGGAAUCUCAGCCAAGAACUGUGCAGUCCUACAAACCUCUUGAACCAAAGGCUUAAUUUCACAUCAUAAUCAAAGCCACGGCUGAGUACAUCAAGGAGAAGAUGCUCAAUGGAAAUGUAAUAUUCAAUAAUAACUUAAGGGAGUCAACAUGAAGGAGUUGGGAGCAUUCACUAUGGAAGUCAUAUCUGAUUAUGUGAAACCCCUCCAACAUUCAGGAUUCAACAUGACUCAAGACCUGGCCAUUCAGAGAGCAGACAGGAAACACGUUCAUUAAAUCAGGUACAUCAUUUUCCAAUAUCAUCUAUAGACCUUGUUUUGUUCCUGACAAUGCAUUCAAAUACUUCUUGGCUCGUUACCCAGGCAAGGAGGAAAUCACUAAGCCUCUGAGUCAGCAUUCCAUCUAUCAGAAGGGAUUUGGAAUGAACUUCUGUAAUGCUGGUCCAAUCGCAGCAUCAAGGUUAGUACAUAUUAAUUGUGAUUAAGUUAUCUAGGCAAAGAUGUUGUCCAAUCAGUUCACACUUCGUUGAUUAAGGCUAUUCAUGAUUUAACCAGACUCGGACAUGAUCUCCACAUAGACUUUGGGUUCAUUAAGAUAUCUGUGUAAAAUAGAGACUUAAAAUAUAAAUAUGAUCAAUCAUUCAUUCAAAGACUCAACUAAACAGAUUAUGAAUUAAAAGUAAAUUCUAUCACUAUUCAAGAUGCGUAAAUCUGACUUGGGAACAUCAUAACAUUGGACAACCACCUAUUAAGAGAAGUGGUCAAAGAGCACGUAACAUUUACCCAUAAUUAAUUAGACUAAACAAUUUGUUGACUAGACCCAAUCCAAAUUAAGUUUAAGAAAAUUAUGAGAAAUCAAUGGCCCUGAAGAUAAUGUCACUGGACUUGAAUACGGCCGAACAAACUAAUUACAGCAAAAAGCAAAAAGUCUAAUUACCAACACUCAAUAAAUGAAA